Danio aesculapii is the source of this 1950-nucleotide messenger RNA. RefSeq names its product endonuclease domain-containing 1 protein. The record is from RefSeq and is a predicted model, not a curated record. Bases 20 to 934 code for a protein of 304 amino acids. The transcript has 2 exons. Gene Ontology annotation, molecular function: nucleic acid binding; hydrolase activity; metal ion binding. NCBI's taxonomy places the organism in Eukaryota, Metazoa, Chordata, Actinopteri, Cypriniformes, Danionidae.
AGAAGCUCCAUUGCCUAAAAUGCAGCUCUCUAACCUCCUCCUGGCCCUUGCCGGCACAAUGUGGUUCUCCGAACAAUGGGGAACUGCAAUCGUGGUUGAAGACUUCAACCAUAUAGAGAGAUGCAAGGACUCGCUGUAUAUGGGAACACCACCACGCGGCUUCAAAGACCCUAACCUCAAGAAGAUCUGCCAACGCUACGCUGACAAACCCAGAUUUGUGACUCUGUAUGAUCCCAAAAUCCGCAUCCCAGUUUACUCCGCAUACAGCUUCAAGAAAACAGAGGGUGAUCGGCGUGUGGACUAUCCCUGGAUGUACGAACCUCAGCUUGCAGAGAUUGAUGGGAAUGGGAACAUGAUGCCGUUCCCUACUGGAUACUUACACAUGAAGUUUGAGGACAGCCAGGCAGUUUUGGAUGACUAUUCAGACGUGGUUCUGUACGAGAGAGGGCACCUGAAUCCAGACCAGCACCAGUCUGACCCUCAAGACCGAGCGGCCACAUACACGCUCACCAACGUCGUGCCAGAAAUCCGCGAGUUCAACAUCGGGCCCUGGCGCCAAUAUGAAGAGCGCAUCCGCGUGCGCCUCAACAACUUCUGCAGGGGCACAGCUUACAUCGUGACUGGCGUUAUCCACGCUGGAAACAUGAUCCGACGUAACAACCUGAAUCGCGUGGGCAUCCCCGAAGAUGUGUGGUCUGCUUACUGCUGCACCGACUACGACCGAAACUCACCGCAUGUCGAGCGCAUCCACUUCCCGACCUACGCGGCCAUCGCCAAGAACGCAAAAGAGGGAAACACUGUUCAAGAGCUCACGGUGCUGGAGCUCGAACUCAUCCUGACGCAGAGAAUGAAUGUAGACAUGAACUUCCAGCUCUUCUAUGAUAAUUGUAACUCACCUUCACCUCUUCCUCCUUACCUUCUUCACAGCGUAUGAUCUGACCUGCCUGCAGUUCUAUAGCUUUGGUUGUGGGUUAGUUUUUUCCAUACUUUCUUCUUUCCUGUAGCUUUUCUAGGCAUUUCCUUUUAAACAUAGACAUUUUGGUCUGAAGCAUUUAAAUAAAUUGGUCAAAAGUAACAUUUAUGUUAACACUUUUAAAUAGGCUAACAAUUCCCACUAUUAACUACUGACUUAUUAUCUGCUUAUUAUUGAGAUAUUAGCUGUUUAUUAGUACUUAUAAAGUACACUCUUAUUCUAUAUCCCUAUCCUACCCAUUGCCUAAGCCCAACUACUUUACGAGUUAUUAAUAAGCAGCAAAUUAUUAGUUUACUGACCUAAAAAUUUAUAGUUCAUGGUUUGUUAAUAGGGUAAAUUGGACCUUAAAAUAAACAUUGCCCACAUUUUAAUUAUAUCUUUAAAUAAAUGCUUUAAAUAUUAAACUAUUUAUUCAUUAAAUAAUCUUAAAAAGCAUCAUUUAAAUAAACAAUUUAUAUCUGGAAGAUAUAUUACUACACGUUUUAUGUAUUUUGACCAAAUUCAUUCAUCUUCCUACGGCUUGAUCUCUUAUUCAUCAAUGGUCGCCACAGCAGAAUGAACCACCCAAAGGAGACCAAAUAACUGUUUCAACAACAUAAGAGACAAAAUAUGUUGUUGGCGUAUAUAAUAAUUAUAAUUCAUCUGUGAUAUUUUAAGAAUACUUUGUAAUUGACUUUAAAGAGCAACACAAUAAUUAAAUGACCUCGUUAUAUUUUAUUUCAACUCUCUGCCUACAGAUAUUUUAUUGCUUUUAUCUUAUAUACUAUUACGUUAAUCCUCCAAUAAAUGAAAGUGUGAUCAUCACAAACUUAUUUUGCAUACACAUGUUACUGACACCACUUGAUGUUCUAGGUUGUAUUUCUUGGUUUUUGUGGUAUAGAGAUGGUGUGUUAAAAAAUAAAGAUGAAAAAUGUCACACACUUGUGGAAAUCAAUAAAAACCUAAGAACAAUUUUGGUUGUUUCAUCAUUAGCCACA